This is a messenger RNA of Oryza sativa Japonica Group (Japanese rice), 1515 nucleotides long. The record is from RefSeq and is a predicted model, not a curated record. Lineage: Eukaryota; Viridiplantae; Streptophyta; Magnoliopsida; Poales; Poaceae.
ACACGGGUCGACUCGACUCCCACUCGUCAACCACCCAAACCCCCCACCACUACCGAGUACCAAAUGGCGGCGGCGGCGGCGGCGGCGGCGGCGCCCUCUCCGGCUCCCUGCUUCCCUUCCACCCGCCACACGCUGCCUGGGCUCGUAUCUGUCCGCGUCUCUCGGAGAGUCAAAGUCGCCGUCGCCAUCGCCGACCCCGCUCCGGCCUUCAACUCCGUCACGGCCUUCGCGCCCGCCACCGUCGCCAACCUCGGCCCGGGAUUCGACUUCCUCGGCUGCGCCGUCGCCGACGCCUCCCUCUCCCUCGGCGACACCGUCACCGCUACCCUCGACCCCUCCCUGCCCCCCGGCACCGUCGCCAUCGCAUCCGUCACCUCCCCCUCCCGCCCCACCCUCGCCGACCGCCUCUCCCGCGACCCCCUCCGCAACUGCGCCGGAGUCGCCGCCAUCGCUGCCCUUCGCGCCCUCGAUGUCAAGUCCCACGCCGUCUCCAUCCACCUCACCAAGGGCCUCCCCCUCGGCUCCGGCCUCGGCUCCUCCGCCGCCUCCGCCGCCGCCGCUGCCAAGGCCGUUGACGCCCUCUUCGGCUCCCUCCUACACCAAGAUGACCUCGUCCUCGCGGGCCUCGAGUCCGAGAAAGCCGUCAGUGGCUUCCACGCCGACAACAUCGCCCCGGCCAUCCUCGGCGGCUUCGUCCUCGUCCGCAGCUACGACCCCUUCCACCUCAUCCCGCUCUCCUCCCCACCUGCCCUCCGCCUCCACUUCGUCCUCGUCACGCCCGACUUCGAGGCGCCCACCAGCAAGAUGCGUGCCGCGCUGCCCAAACAGGUGGCCGUCCACCAGCACGUCCGCAACUCCAGCCAAGCGGCCGCGCUUGUCGCCGCUGUGCUGCAAGGGGACGCCACCCUCAUCGGCUCCGCAAUGUCCUCCGACGGCAUCGUGGAGCCAACCAGGGCGCCGCUGAUUCCUGGCAUGGCUGCGGUCAAGGCCGCGGCGUUGGAAGCUGGGGCAUUGGGCUGCACCAUCAGUGGAGCAGGGCCAACUGCUGUGGCUGUCAUUGACGGGGAGGAGAAGGGCGAGGAGGUUGGCCGGAGGAUGGUGGAGGCAUUCGCCAAUGCCGGCAAUCUCAAAGCAACAGCUACUGUUGCUCAGCUCGAUAGAGUUGGUGCCAGGGUUAUCUCUACCUCCACUUUGGAGUAGGAAGAUCUGGGAGGACUGCUCCGGUAGGUCAAAUUUGGAAUGGCUCACAUGGACACUAGUGGGAGGAGAAGAAGGGGGGAUUGGUGUGUUUUGUAAUUCCUGGGCUGACCAGAACGAUUGUCAGUCAGUUGGGUUGUGAAUUGUGUGAUGUAGUAGCAAACUGAUUCGUGCCGGCAAUUGAAUUGCAAUAAGCUAGUGGUUGCAGCAUCACCUGGCGAGGCGUAGCUAGGAGAUGCAGAAACAGCAUUUUGACAUGUGUGGGUGUUGACAUGCAACGAAUAAAAUGAAUGAAGCUGAAUUGAGGUUUGUAUUGUA